Trichechus manatus latirostris (Florida manatee) is the source of this 1596-nucleotide messenger RNA. It is a transcript of the gene NSMF, whose product is annotated as NMDA receptor synaptonuclear signaling and neuronal migration factor. The record is from RefSeq and is a predicted model, not a curated record. Gene Ontology annotation, biological process: regulation of neuronal synaptic plasticity; positive regulation of neuron migration. The coding region runs from base 1 to 1596 and encodes 531 amino acids. Gene Ontology annotation, molecular function: protein binding. The transcript is spliced from 16 exons. Gene Ontology annotation, cellular component: nucleus; cytoplasm. Lineage: Eukaryota; Metazoa; Chordata; Mammalia; Sirenia; Trichechidae.
AUGGGCGCCGCCGCCUCCAGGAGGAGGGCGCUGAGGAGCGAGGCCAUGUCCUCCGUGGCGGCCAAAGUGCGAGCAGCCCGUGCAUUUGGAGAGUACCUGUCCCAGAGUCACCCUGAGAACCGCAAUGGUGCAGACCACCUGCUGGCCGACGCCUACUCUGGCCACGACGGGUCCCCCGAGAUGCAGCCAGCCCCCCAGAACAAGCGCCGCCUCUCCCUUGUCUCCAACGGCCGCUAUGAGGGCAGCUUGUCCGAGGAGGCGGGUGGCGAGAAGCCGGCGGGUGAGGGCCCCGAGCCCCACGUGUACACCAUCUCGGGCGAGCCAGCCCUGCUGCCUGGCCCCGAGGCCGAAGCCAUUGAGCUGGUGGUGGUGAAGGGGCGGCGGCAGGGCGGACACCACCACCACCACAGCCAGCCCCUGCGUAGCAGCCCCAGCGGCAGCCGUGAUGACCUCAGCAGGUCCUGCCAGAGCUGGGCGGGCAGCCGCCAGGGCUCCAAGGAGUGUCCCGGCUGUGCCCCGCUGGCCCCCGGCCCCUCCCCACGGGCCUUUGGGCUGGACCCGCCGCCCCUGCCUGAGCCUGCCGGCCGCCGCAAGAAGCUGGAGAGGAUGUACAGCAUGGACCGCAUGUCUGAUGACAUCCCCAUCCGCACCUGGUUCCCCAAGGAGAACCUUUUCAGCUUCCAGACAACAACCACAACUCUGCAAGCCAUCUCGGUGUUCAGGGGCUACGCAGAGAGGAAGCGUCGGAAGCGAGAGAAUGAGUCCGCGUCUGUAAUCCAGAGGAACUUCCGCAAACACCUGCGCAUGGUCGGCAGCCGGCGGGUGAAGGCCCAGACGUUCGCUGAGCGGCGCGAGCGGAGCUUCAGCCGGUCCUGGAGCGACCCCACCCCCAUGAAAGCCGACACUUCCCACGACUCCCGAGACAGUACUGACUUGCAGAGCUCCUGCUGUACCUUGGAUGAGACCUUCGAGGGCCUGGACUGGGAGGCUGAGAAGGGUCUGGAGGCCGUGGCCUGCGACUCAGAGGACUUUGUACCCCCCAAGGUCAUGCUCAUCUCCUCCAAGGUCCCCAAAGCUGAGUACAUCCCCACCAUCAUCCGCAGAGACGACCCUUCCAUCAUCCCCAUUCUCUACGACCAUGAGCACGCAACGUUUGAGGACAUCCUGGAGGAGAUCGAGAAGAAGCUGAACAUCUACCACAAGGGGGCCCGGAUCUGGAAGAUGCUCAUCUUCUGCCAGGGAGGCCCUGGACACCUCUAUUUGCUCAAGAACAAGGUGGCCACGUUUGCCAAAGUGGAGAAGGAAGAAGACAUGAUCCACUUCUGGAAGCGUCUGAGCCGCCUGAUGAGCAAAGUGAACCCCGAGCCGAAUGUCAUUCACAUCAUGGGUUGUUACAUCCUGGGGAACCCCAAUGGAGAGAAGCUGUUUCAGAACCUCAGGACCCUCAUGACCCCAUACAGGGUCACCUUCGAGUCCCCCCUGGAGCUGUCGGCCCAAGGGAAGCAGAUGAUCGAGACCUACUUCGAUUUUCGGCUGUACCGCCUGUGGAAGAGCCGGCAGCACUCGAAGCUGCUGGACUUGGAUGAUGUCCUGUGA